Molecule: messenger RNA, 639 nt
Organism: Orbicella faveolata
Lineage: Eukaryota; Metazoa; Cnidaria; Anthozoa; Scleractinia; Merulinidae
Source: RefSeq, a predicted model, not a curated record
AGUAAAUUUGCUCUUGACUGUGACAUAUUUUGUUAUUUCACUUCAUUAGCUCGCAUAUUAUGUUUCUGCAACUCUCCGUCGUGCCCACAAGCUGUUUGUAAAUCAAGUCAGCGGUGUUUCACCAAACUAUUAAGAAAAGCAAGUGCCGAUGGGAAAGUUUCGACCAGCGUUAUAUACGGUUGCAGUGAGGCGCUGAAUUCAAGUGACGUGUGUUUGGAGUCUUCUCCAAUGAUAUGCUGUGAUAGGGAGCUGUGUAAUAUGCCUAACAUGUUAAGAAAGGCCAUCAAAACACAUCAGCAAAGAACUCAAGUACAUGCUACAGAGCAUGCGCCAAAAGUUGACGAAAACGGCACCGAGUGUACAUUGUCGAUGCCUGCGAUGCGAGUGGCCAGCGUUGUUGCGCCUAGUGUGUUGAUUCUGACGGUGGUCUUCCUAUCAUUAGGAAUGUGUUACAAAAUGUCACGCUACGAGAAGAUGAGAAUCACGAAGAUGGAAAACGGUGUUAAAACCAAGUCGCCAAGUGAUAAGUUAUUCCAAAAAGUACGAGAGUUGAAGGGGUGCGGGUUAUUAGAACAAACACAGUUUGAACGAUGUUUUGCUGUCAUGCAUGCUUGCAGAAAUGUUUCCAAAAUUAAUUGA